AUGUCUGUGAGGCAGAGUUCCUUUUAUGGUGGAAAGGGAGGAAAACCCUACACUCUCUACCCGGACAAAACCUCACAUGUGAAGCACUUGAAGGUGUGGGCUGGAAAAUCAGCUAGUAAUGUCUCCGAGCACGUCGUUGUCAAAGGGAUCGAGGUCGAGUGGUUCAAUGGGGAAAAGCGCAAGGUCUACAAUCAUCCCAACCCAGAUGACGCAUCUACCGAGUAUUCGUUCCAAAACGGCGAGACUGCAGUUUGGACUAUACGGGCAGGAGAUGUCAUUGACAGACUUGAGUUUGACACGAGCACUGGACAAGGCUGGAAUGCCGGAGGCCUCGGUGGCUCUGUUCAUGUGCGAGAAGUGGGCGUGGAGGAGAAGGCCGAAAGAAAAGGUAGAGAAAGAGAGGGCAGAGGGUGA
This is a messenger RNA of Metarhizium acridum CQMa 102, 414 nucleotides long. RefSeq lists its product as uncharacterized. Lineage: Eukaryota; Fungi; Ascomycota; Sordariomycetes; Hypocreales; Clavicipitaceae. The record is from RefSeq and is a predicted model, not a curated record.